Messenger RNA from Penicillium cataractarum, 1383 nucleotides. RefSeq lists its product as uncharacterized. The transcript has a single exon. Lineage: Eukaryota; Fungi; Ascomycota; Eurotiomycetes; Eurotiales; Aspergillaceae. The record is from RefSeq and is a predicted model, not a curated record. Bases 1 to 1383 code for a protein of 460 amino acids.
AUGCCUCCUCAGAUUUCAAACACGCCAGAAUCUGUGCUGCCCCGCUCAGAUUCACGAAAUCCUGCUACCACAUGUAGAGGUAUCACGACACAAGGCCGGCCCUGUCGCCGCGCUUUAGCUUCUUCUACGACUCCAUCUCCGGCCUCGACACCUCGAAAGAAAGGUGCUCAGCAUGGGGUACCCGAUAUGGCUUCCUUGUACUGCUGGCAGCAUAAGGAUCAAGCCGUAUCUUCGGCUGUCGAUUACAGUGACCAUAUCACUCCGGUUAAGCCGAGGACUAGCAUCGACACGCUAAUGGACAGACUCGGCGUCCUCGAGAUUAAUGAUAAGCCGCCUCCUCGCAAGAGACCGCAGAAGCAGAGGACAAGCCAAAGCGGCUUCAGUGAAAAGCGUCGCCCAAGGAGAACCUUCUGCUGUUUCGAGAUUAUCGACGACGAUGAAGAUCAUAGGCCAUCAGCGCCCGUCUCAAGGCCUGCGUAUACUCGUCCGGUACAAGGCCAUUCAUCUGUCCCUCAAAAACAGUACCAGGAUGGGCAGAGGCCAACUUCAACUCCACGACCGCAGCAGAUCAGAGUCUCUUCAUACGGAGAUCGGGUAUCUGCUCCACAGACGCCUACCCGACCCUCCCUCCCAAACAACAGACUCUCGUCGUCAUCCUCGCAUACUCCAUCAUUACUGUCAUGGAUUCCUAAAACCCUUUCGCCUCAAACGACAUCUGUACUACUCACGGAGCUGGCCAAGCCCAUCUCCGAUGCCGACGACGAGGGCUACAUCUAUAUGUUCUGGCUAACACCCCAAAACACUACAACGGAUGAACAUGCGCCACUUCCAAGGGAUAUUGCUUCUUCAAUAGUACCUCCCGCUCCACAGACAGACGGCAGUCUCCGUCCACCACUUCAACCUCGCAGCGUUAGCGAUGCUCUACGCGCAGCUAGAGACCUCAACGCUCUAACAACCAACCCAACAUCAACGACGCCCGGGUCUAUCCGGUUGAAAAUAGGGCGCACGAGCAACGUGCACCGUCGACUUGCCGAGUGGACACGACAAUGCUCUUACGACCUGACUUUGAUCCGCUACUACCCCUAUACCCCAUCGUCUGCAUCCUCAUCUCCUGCGAGGGUUCCCGCGUCUCGACAGCGGGCUGGUAGUAAUGCCAGUCCAGCGGCGUCUCUCUUACCUGGACGGAAGGUCCCGCAUGUCCAUCGUGUGGAAAGACUGAUCCACCUUGAGCUGGCCGAUUUGCGGGUGCGAGAUCUUGGUCGCUGUAGUGAGUGUGGGAAGGAGCAUCGGGAAUGGUUUGAAGUUGAAGCGGCCAAGGAAGCGCUGCGGAGAGUUGAUGAAUGUGUGAGACGGUGGGUAUCGUGGGGAGAGUCUAUGGCAUGA